AUGUCUGAUGUAUCGAAUGCGAAAUGGUUGGCGUCGAAGGUGAAUAACCUGAGGGCCAUUGCUGAAAAUGAACAGCUAGAAGGUUUAGACCAGAAGAUAUACAGUGACAAUCCAUGCUGGGGCUCACCUGAGAAAUGUGACUUGCAGCACCUAUUUUCAAAGGUGCAGAAAAAGGAUGUUGUAAUCCAUGAAACCAAGAACUAUUUAAUUUUCAACAAACCCCCUGAUCUCAGGAUGGACGGGCCAUAUCCAUCGACGGUUCACAAAGUCUUGACAUUCUGGUUUCCACCCCCUUCGAUAAAUACAAACAACGAAAAGGAAUUGUUAAGCAGAGUGUCAAAGUUGCACCAGCACAAUCAUGUUGACGAUAACGCGUUGCGUCCGUGUCACCAACUUGACUACGCCACUUCUGGUAUUUUGUGUGUUGCAAGAACCCAUGAGGCAGCUUCAGCUGCUGGAGUGUUAUGGGAGGGUAGAAAAGUAUCAAAGUCGUACUUGGCAGUGAUACAUGGCCACAUCAAGUCAAACACUUCGCUUCCAGUUUUGAAAUCUGAAGUUGUAUUGUCGACAUUAUCACAAGUGGAGAGAAGCUAUCGGAACAGAAGGGGAAAAUCAAAAUCGAAGGUCACUUUUAAUGGCUUCAUGCCCCCUCAUGCAAUAUUUUGUAAAUGGAAGUCUGUUAGGGAGAAUGGGAAAGCAAAAAAGAAAAAGCGCAGGCGCGCUAGUCAACUCUCUGAGGAGCAGUGGUCGAAAGUAUGGGAACCUAUAGAGAAGAUUGUUCCGGAAACUGCGGUAGCCAUGGAUUGGAAAGAUCUUUGCAAAAAUCGAGUUGAAUGGAAAAAAACUUUUGUGGCAGCCGCAGCAAUUCACAAUCGUUUACUUCGGAACGAAAGAGAAGCUGAAGAACCAGAAAAGGGGGAACCAAGUCUGCCGACAUUGUUCAUGGUCGAGGAAGACCUGUAUAUCUUCUGUCCUCUUGCACAGGCGUCGAGUGACUUUACUAUGAAGAUUCCUUUAUCAAUCGCGCAGUUGUACCCUUCGGUGGCAAAACUUGGAGCAAACGACGACGAGGAGGACUUCAAGCCUUCACUAACUCGAUGUCAAAUCAUUGAAGAGGUAACCUAUCGAGGAAGACCAGCUACAAAAGUAAAGUUGUGGCCGAUUACAGGCCGCCGCCACCAGCUUCGAGUGCAUACGGCCUUGAGUGGACAUGCUAUACUUGGAGAUGUUAGCUACAGUAGUGAUGUUAACGAACAGGAAGCAACAACGAAAACGCGACUUCCACCGAGGAUGUGUCUACAUGCGUACUCACUAGCUUUACCGCUGUUAGGUGAAAGGCAGGACUGGAGUAUCACAACCACAGACCCUUUUUCAGUUGUUGAAGGGGAGCUAGUGAUAAAAGAAAUAUAG
Molecule: messenger RNA, 1410 nt
Organism: Cylindrotheca closterium
Lineage: Eukaryota; Bacillariophyta; Bacillariophyceae; Bacillariales; Bacillariaceae
Source: the annotation of a GenBank genome assembly